Molecule: messenger RNA, 2070 nt
Organism: Trichoderma gamsii
Lineage: Eukaryota; Fungi; Ascomycota; Sordariomycetes; Hypocreales; Hypocreaceae
Product: glutaminase A
Exons: 7
Coding region: 1-2070 (689 amino acids)
Biological process (GO): carbohydrate metabolic process
Source: RefSeq, a predicted model, not a curated record
AUGAAGCUCUUGCGAGUCGCUACGGCGGCUGUCCUUGCUUUGGCAGGGCACGCGAACGCAGUUUCAACUUUUGAACCGGCACGCCCUCCUGCGGCUCCUCUGGCUGUUCGAGCUCCCUAUCUCAACGUUUGGCUCAAUGGUCCAAAUGAUGGAAAUCCUAGCGGCUACCUCGCUGGCCAAUGGCCUAGGUACUGGACACAAGGAAUUCAAGCAUGGCAAGGCUUCAUCAAGGUCGACGGAAAAGCCUACAACUGGAUGGGAGAGGCUCCCGGCGCAAGCAAUGUUAACCAACAGUCACUCAAAUACACAUCCACUAGAACGACCUUUACCAUGAAUGUGGGAGGGCUUGUCCAGAUGGCUGCAGAGUUCUUCUCUCCAGUCUACCCAGAUGAUCUGAGAAGACAAUCUGUCCCGUUUUCAUACCUCAAAAUCUCGGUUGUCUCCCUAGACGGGCGUUCACACAACGUUCAAAUCUACUCCGAUGUGUCAGGAGAAUGGGCAUCUGGAGAGAGCUCACAGAUCAUCCGAUGGGAGCACCAAGAGGCAGACGGGGUGCUUUCCCACAAAUUCUAUCGCCAAAACCAAGACGCUUUUAAAGAGGCAAACGAUCAGGCAUCUUGGGGUAGCUGGUAUUGGUCGACUGGUGAUAUUAGAGGUGUAACGUACAAGAUUGGUCAGGAUACAGAGGUCCGCGGCCAGUUCCUAUCCAACGGUACACUUGACAAUACCAUUGACACUAACUAUCGUGCCGUGAACGAUCGAUGGCCCGUAUUUGCCUUUUCACGCGACCUUGGUGCGGUCGGGAGAGGGGGCUCUGCAUCUACUCUCUUCACUAUUGGUAUUGCGCAACAAGAUGCCAUAUUAUUCCAAGGCCAAGGUAGCUCUGCUGAGCAGGUACCGUCACUCUGGACAAGCUACUUUGAUGAAUCGGAACUUGUUCCUUUCUUCUACAAGGACUACAGCUACGCCAGCCAAUAUGCCACUAAUCUCGACAACCGUAUUGCGAAAGACUCUAUCAAGGCUGGUGGAGACGAUUAUCUCACCAUUACCAGUCUUGCCGUCCGACAGGCAUUUGGAGCCCUCCAGUACACAGGCACUCCAGAUAACGUCAGAGUGUUUCUUAAAGAAAUCAGCUCCAACAGCGAUAUCCAAACGGUUGAUGUAAUCUUUCCUACGUGGCCAAUCAUGCUGUAUCUUGAUCCAAAUCUCAUCAAAUACACCCUAUCACCCCUUCUCGAGAACCAAGAAAGCGGCCACUACCCGAAUAAAUAUGCGAUUCACGACCUGGGCAGAUUCCCUCAAGCUCUUGGCUACCCACAAGGCAACGACGAGGCUAUGCCCCUAGAAGAGUGCGGCAAUAUGAUUAUCAUGAUGCUGUCUUACGCUCAGAAAACAGGAGACAUAGACUAUCUCAACGAGCAUUGGCAGCUCAUGGUGCAGUGGGCAGAGUAUUUGAUUGAAGAUGCCAAGAUCCCAGCAAACCAAUUGUCUACGGAUGAUUUCGCAGGCCAUCUUGCGAACCAAACCAACCUCGCCAUUAAAGGUAUAAUUGCUCUGCAGGCCAUGUCGAAAAUAGCCGACCAAACUGGUCACAGUUACCUAUCUGGAAAGUACUCAAGCAUUGCUAAAGAUUAUCUCAAUUUCUGGUCUCGCCACGGUAUCAACCGAGCGUCUGUCCCUAAUCACAGCGUACUGCAAUAUGAUUCAGGAGCCACUUAUGGAUUGUUAUACAACAUUUACCCUGACAAAGCUCUUGGACUGAACUUUAUCCCCCAGUCUGUCUACGAUAUGCAAAGCGAUUUUUACAAGAGCAAAGCCAAUAAAUACGGAGUUGUUCUCGAUACGCGCGGCACACUCACCAAGACUGACUGGGAACUGUUCGCUGCAGCAGUAGCCAAGCCCGACACAAAGGCCAUGUUCAUCUCCUUGAUUGCCAAGUGGAUCAACGAGACUCCAACGUGGCGGGCAUUUACCGACUUGUACGACACGAACACGGGAGAAUAUCCCGGUAACCAGUUUACCGCCCGGCCGGUUGUGGGCGGUGUGUUUGCAUUGUUGGCGCUGCCAUGA